UGGCUCGAAGAAACCUGGCUCCAUUUGGUGAAAGCGCUGAGGAUGGAUGAGCUGCAACCAAAUCCUGAUGAUUGCGGCAAAUUUGAGCCGAACCAGUUUAAGCAGGAAAAAUGCAAGCACUGCUCGAGAUCAUGGACAGAGCAUAAAGGCGUGAUCUCGGAGGAGUAUCUUCAAAAGUUCCUGCAGAAGAAACUCCAGGUCCAAGAGGAAAAAGAGAAAAAGGAGGCUGAAGCGCAACAGGCGGCUGCCGCCAAGAAGCUGGCAAAGAAGCGCGCCAGCCAGGCCGCUGAAGACGAUUGGCUCUUUGGCGAGCGGAAGGAGCCAGAGCCCGACUCCGACGAUGAUAUGGGCUUCCGAAUGUUGCUGGGUAGCGAGAUUGCAAAACCCCAGGCAAUGCAGCCUGUGAGCAAGGAGUUGAAGGUGGUCAAUUUGAUUGACUGGGGUGAAUGCGAUGUAGCCGACCAGGAGCUUCCAGGCGGCGAGGCCACGGGGAGCUCCUCAAGCACUCGCGCACCAGCGCUGGAGGCCAGGGCUGAGCUCUACACGCCUGGACGAGGUGAUUUGGGCUUUCAAGACACCGUGAGCCAGUUGUCUUCAACUGGACCUGCGUUUCAGUCUGGCAGCCAGGACUUGCUGACCGAAAUCCAGCACUUGCGUCAGAUGCUCGCGGAUGCAAACGAGGAGAAAGCAAUUCAGGUCGCCAUUAUCCAGGACGAGGUGACUGAAAAGCAAGAGAAGAUUCACGAGCUAGAGGCACUGCUCAGAGAAGCAAGACUGAAGGUCGACUCUGUUGAUGAGAAGGAGCCAAUUGGACAUGCCGACCCAGCAGAGGCUGAAAGACUAAAAGCGCGCUUGUCUGAGCUUGAAGCCAAGCUGGAGGAGGUUCAGCGAGGACAUGAUCCAGCCGAGGCAGAAAGACUGAAAGCUCACUCGUUUGAGCUUGAAGCGAAGCUGGAGGCUGCCGAAGCCCGUUGGGCCGCCGAAGGUGCCGCUGCCGUGGAAGGGUCUCAACGAAUAGAGGAUGCACUUGUAGUAGUCUCUGAAGUCCGGGAGCUCUGCAAUCGCACCUACCAAGUCCUCGAGGACAGUCCAGGUGAGCCUUCGGCAGAAUCUUGCUCAUCGGGCGAUCUGCAGGGCGAGCUGGGUCGCUGCCGCACGUCGGCCCACCUGGCGGUGGGCGCGGCAGAGCGGCUGGCCUCCGAGCGGAGGCAGCUGAUGGCGAAGCUGGAGGAGCUGGAACGUGAGAGAAGGCCGACGCCAGCCACGACGGCCCAGGAAGCUCAAGCUGCGAAGGCCUUGCGAGACAUUCGGCUACAUGCCGAACAGCAGCUCGCGUGGGUCUUGCAGCGUAUGAGUGUCAGUCACAGCCACCAGGCAGAACUCCAAAAGCUCGGCAGUUGACACAGCUCCGCAGUUGACGGCAGCCAAAGUUAGCGCAUGCUGAGAUUGAUUUUCCUCCUAAUGUAGCCUUCAGCUUCAGAGCUCAGGAUCUUGGUCGAUCGAAGAGAUUGAGGUUUUGACUUUGACCGGGCUCUUUUCACGCCCAAUUCAUGCAAGGCGGUGUGGAGGAUUCUGGGCAUGAAGCUGAAGUGAGGCAGAGUAUUUCACCCCAGCGUUUCACUGACAAUUCCGCAAUUCAAUGCUCUG
Molecule: messenger RNA, 1647 nt
Organism: Durusdinium trenchii
Lineage: Eukaryota; Dinophyceae; Suessiales; Symbiodiniaceae
Source: the annotation of a GenBank genome assembly